UACUGCCUGGGUGCCCAAACCGAAUCAGAUGGAUUUGUUAGGGGACCACGCCUUGAGCCUUUGACCUAGAGGUCUAAUCUAUAAGGUGGUGGGGCGAGGUUAGGAGAUGCAGACCUAUGGUAGCCGGUGAUCAACAAUAAGUUGGUAUGUCCUUGUUCCCUCAGGAUCCUUGAGCCCAUCUACAAUAUUUGUUUGUAAUAAGGGUUUUCCGACUUUCCUAGGUGGACGCACCGUGUCCACCAACCUGGUUAAAGCGUCGGACAUUCGCUUUUCGUCCUCUCAAUUUCGUAAACAACACCCGUAGUGUGAGAAGGUAGUGAGUAGAACUUGCGUGACUGUGGCUGUAUACGCGUGUCCAUGUAAAAGCAUUCGGAGAGGAAGAGUUGACUCUCACCACCGUCGGUCAUACCAGGGCAUUUGGGGCAAUUAGUAAUCAUUCUCUCUGUGUUUAUUGCAUCCCUCAAAAAUUUCUAUACUAGCUAAUUUAUCUCUUUGUUAUUGUUGUAAAAUGUUACUAUUGACUUUAAAUGUGAAUUACGCUUCCAUUAAUUAUGUUGUUUCGCUCUUGUAUCCGUUUUGAUAAUAAGCACAUCUUUCUAAACUUACAUUUUUCAACAUACUUUCUACCUUUAAUUUGUCACUAAGUUAGGUAGUUUUAUUAAUGAACUCAUCAGAUAAAGAUUCUUGUAUUCAGCUCCAAGACACACUCUGAAUAUAAGGAUUAGUAGUGCUGCCCAAUUCUCUGAAUGAAAUUAGGCAAGACAGGGUUUGAGCCUAAACCACUAGGUCACCCCCCCCUAUUAUUGGUUGAAUUCUGAUUAUAGCUGGGAUUGGAACUGUACGCAAAUAACUUGAUUGUUUUCAAUAUUCCAUAGUAUUAUUCUCUAACUUAUAUUCUUAGGAAAUAUAUAGUUACAAGUUCUCACUAUCACAGACGGUCUUGUGAACAUUUGUCAUGGUGAUGAUAUCAUAAAUCUGUCGACUGGAGUUAUAUAAUGUGUGUGCACAUAUUGGGAUCGGAAAGUUGCCUGAGAAAAGUGUAAUUUCUCUCUGUUUGUACUUCUCUAUACAGUCGAAUCAUGACAAAAAAGAAACUAUCCGAGAAACAUAGACGUGAAAUAUCCAAACAGCAUAUUCUUAAACAAACUAAUUCACAAGGAAUAACUGUUGUAAGUGAAUUUGUCCGAGGAUUUGUACGACGUCAUGUCAUUGAAAAGCAACGUAAUCAAUCUGAUUUAUAUUGGCGUCCAGGUUCUAAUGUCAGUCAUAAUAUUAAUCUAUUACCACAAUCCACUAAAAUACGUAAAUCAAAAAGAAAACAAUUAUCUUCCACUGAUGAUUUUCCUAUCAAAGUGAAACGUUCUCAUUCAAAGAAGAAAUCUUUUUCAAAAUCAAUAAUCAAUCAUAAACCAUCAGCGAUACCAUCAAAUUUACCAAUCAAAUUACAUUAUUUAUGGAAUGGUUAUUUUCAAUCAGUUAUGUCAAUUCUACCAUCUAAAUUAAAUCAUAAUCAUUGUACUAAUUUGAAUAUCAUUAAAAAUUUAGAUACAAUUUUACGUUUAAAUUUAAUUGGAGCACAAUUAAAAAUUUUACGUUCAACAUCAUGUCGAGCUGGUAUAGAAGGUAUUGUAAUCAUGGAAACAAAGAAUACAUUUUGUUUAGCAACUAAAUCAUUACAUAAUCAAUUAAUGACUCUUACUACUAUCCCAAAAUUAGGUUCAUUAUUUUUACUUACUUUACCUCAAAUGAUGAAUAAUCAAUCAAAUAAAACUUCUACUCAUCAAAAAAUUGAAAUUCUACUUAAUGGUGAUCAUUUAAUUCAUCGUGCAAUUGAUCGAGCUAUACGUAAAUGGAGAUAUAUUCCAACAACAGCAUAUGAAUAUAAUCAAAAUGCCUUAACAACUGAAGCUAAUUUUUCUAAUGUAUUAAUUGAUUAUGUAAUCAAUAAAUAAUUAUUUAUUUUA
Messenger RNA from Schistosoma rodhaini, 1964 nucleotides. Lineage: Eukaryota; Metazoa; Platyhelminthes; Trematoda; Strigeidida; Schistosomatidae. The record is from the annotation of a GenBank genome assembly.